AUGGGAUCCAAAAUGGCCUGCAUCACGGAGACACCAACCAUCAUGACAACGCCAACAACAAACGAAGAAGGCGUCGAGCCGGUGACAAAGCCACAUUCCCCUUCCACGCUCCCCGACAGCGAGGACGACGACGACGAGAGCAUGACGUGCAUGGUCUGUUGGGAGCAAACCGCCAAUGACUCGACUACUACUCCUGCUACAACCACUACGGCUACUACUGCCGCCACAAGCUCCAGCAAGACAUUGUUGACGCUCCCCUGUAACCACGGUGCCUGUCAUUCGUGCAUCACCAAUUGGAUCGAACGCUGCGAGGGAAAUGGCCACGAUGAAGCCACUUGUCCCCACUGCCGACAGGAGAUUCACCCCGACGCCAUUGCUGAAAUCAUGGGACGACCGUACGAGCGGGUCAGCCAAAAGCUGACGCCCGAGGACGCCGCCAUUGUCGAUGAUUUCACUCAAACGUGGUUGGACGACAAUGAGGCUCGUGAGUGCAGCAACUGUGGGAUGUGGUCAGUGCGUGAAGGAGACGACAGUCUCCAAGCCACGGCCUGUUUGUGUGGAUACAUUUACUGCUGGAACUGCGAAGAUGAGGCGGAAGACUGCGGAUGUGACCAUCACGAGUAUUACGAUUACCUCACGGACGACUGCUAUCAAAUGAGCGACGCCAGUGAUUAUCCCGUGGCCACCGAGGAGGAUUUGCAAGAUUUUCAGGCAUUCAUGCAGCGACGAAAGGCAGUCAUAUGUGGCGAUGACGAAAACGAGGCUGAUAGCGACGAGGAACAGGAGAAACAAAAGGUCCAGGAAGAGCCCGCCGAGUACGUGUUCUUGGUAUCCGUCUUUGACGAAUGCACGGAGCCUGCCGAAUAUGUGUUCUUGGCAUCCAUCUUUGAUGAAUGCACAGAGGCAGCCGAUUAUGUGUUCGUAGUGUCCAUCUUUGAUGAGUGCACAGAGCCCGCGGAAUAUGUGUUCUUUGAGCCCAUCUUCGACACGGGCAAAGAGGCCGCCGAGGAUGUGUUCUUGGUGCCCCUCUUUGGUGAGUACACGGGGACCACCGCUGCCGGGAUGCCUGGCUUCUUUGAUUUCGAUUUUCUUCUUUGA
Molecule: messenger RNA, 1098 nt
Organism: Seminavis robusta
Lineage: Eukaryota; Bacillariophyta; Bacillariophyceae; Naviculales; Naviculaceae
Source: the annotation of a GenBank genome assembly